UCCGCAUGCAGUCGGUGCCCCGUUGAACAGACAUCUCUUUCUCUCGAAUAUCUGCCUCUGUUGAAGGAUGUAUCUGUUGUUUCUUCCUUCUCUUCUAGAUUGACGCUGUUGAACUCGCCUCUGCGGUGGCAACUCCAAGAAGUCGUAGCUUGAAGAGUUUUUUCGUCGCCGCGUUUCAGGGUCUUUCCUUGCAUGCUACACUAGUGUAGGCCGCGUGGUUUGCCAUGCUAUCGCUCUUGUUUCAAGCGGAUUUCCUCGUCUCGAAAACCUUCCUCGUUCGGGCUUCGAGCGCCCACCUAGCUCGAGUAAAAGUGCCCAUGCAAUGCCGCACUGACCCUUUUCUUUGCCGUUUGCAGAUUCGCGCCAAGCGGUUUGUUCCUGUUUCUUUUCCGGUCUUGUUGAAGGGGACAGCGAGAGAAAAAGACUUUUCAGAAGAUGAGAGUAUGAUCAGUACCCUCUCCUUCCCAGGAGUCUUCAUCUCUGAGGCCUGAUUAGUCACACUUCUUCUCUGCAGUGAACAGACCACCAGUUCGACUUCGGUUUAGGUCCAGAAGAUCCUUGAUUACCGGAUCCCUCAGUCCGCGGCCAUGGGGGCUGUGUCUCCACCUACAGUUCGCGGUUUUCUGCUGUCUUCUGUUGCCAAUUUCCUUUCAGUGACUCCACUUUCGGGUGUUCCGAAAACUGUGUCUAUUCGCCAUGUCGCUGCAGUUCAAGCUCGCGGCACGCGAGCCUCCUCCAGGCCGUACCAUACUUCCCGGCGAAACGCCAUGACGCCCCCGCAGUCGAAUCAGAUCUGUUGCGCGCGUGUGUUGCCAUGCUUUUACCGCUCCCUUUCCUCUUCGUCGUCUUCGGGACCUGAAGAGGCCUCGUCUUCACCAGAAGCUUCGUCUGCCUCGUCGCUACCCCGCCUCCUAGACUCUGAGCUCACGGCAAUCUUUCAGGGGGCUGCCGCGGGGCCUCGAGCAGCCACAGGGAAAGACAAAAGUCAAAAGCGAAAAAUCACUGUGUCCUCCAACCGACUUUUCAAGGCACUCCUUCAAUCGGGCAUUCUAGACAGAGAUUUGACGGGUUCGAGCGCGCAAAACAGCCCCAGGCCCGUCGUGGAGUUCCAGAAACUUUGCGACUUGUACGAGGAAGGAAGAUUCUACAGAACGUGGGCAGGCGGAGCCCACAUUCUCAAGAUCUCGGGUGUCAAGGGCCUUGCGCCUCCCGGGGGAAACUUGAAAGGUGGCAUUAUCGACGGCACUCCUAAGCACAUGAGUUACGAAGAAUUCCGCACUUUCGUACACGCAGUGCGUGUCUGGCUGCGAGACGAACGCAGCCCCGUACCUCUUUGCGACGCCACUGUGAGGGCGACCGGCUCUUCGAGAAUGCCAGCUCACGUCCUUGAUUAAAUGUCGAGUUCGGAAACCAUUGUACAUGCGCUCGCCCUUUGCAGACCUCUGGGGUAGUGCCUUCCGCAAGUUUUUCGUGGUUCGGGAUCUUCACGGUGGCAGCGCUGCGCAAAAGAGAACCGUGCAAGCAAUGGCUAUCUUUGGCGCCUCUGGUGUGUAGGCCCGCAUCGUUCCUGAUAGAUGCUUAACAUUCAUUGACGCCACUGCACUCAUCCUAAAGAGCUCUGGGGACGCGUCAACCGUGUUGUCAGUGUCGCUAUGUUCUCUUCUUAUUGUGAUUACAUGCCACAAUCGUAACGUACGACACCACUCGACUAAAUCUAACACUGCCA
Toxoplasma gondii ME49 is the source of this 1726-nucleotide messenger RNA. RefSeq lists its product as hypothetical. The record is from RefSeq and is a predicted model, not a curated record. The transcript has 2 exons. NCBI's taxonomy places the organism in Eukaryota, Apicomplexa, Conoidasida, Eucoccidiorida, Sarcocystidae. The coding region runs from base 588 to 1394 and encodes 268 amino acids.